Molecule: messenger RNA, 1650 nt
Organism: Dermacentor silvarum
Lineage: Eukaryota; Metazoa; Arthropoda; Arachnida; Ixodida; Ixodidae
Exons: 2
Coding region: 22-1038 (338 amino acids)
Source: RefSeq, a predicted model, not a curated record
CCGACACUUUUCAAAGUGGCCAUGAUGAAACUCUCAGCCCAACUCGAGAAAAUACUGGGGAUCAGACAUGCCUUGUACGCAGACGACAUCACGAUAUGGACGGUCGGAGGGUCCAUAGGAGAAAAACAAGAUGCAUUACAGGAGGCAGUGGAUGUCGUAGCAAGCUACGCGGAGACAUGCAGACUGCAAUGCGCGCCGGAGAAGUCGGAGCUCCUCAUAAUCGAGAAGCGCUCACGAGGACGAUCAACAGUCCCGGCACCAACCAUCCACCUGCGAAUAGGUCCUAGAGAAAUUACCAAGGUAGACAGACUUCGGAUCCUCGGCUUACACUUACAAAAGGACGGGGGCGGAGGAUACGCCAUACAGAAGCUACAACACACGACCACGCAGGUCUUGCGCAUGAUUCAACGAAUUACUAGCAGGAGGAGGGGACUCAAGGAACAGGACCUUAUUCGAUUAGUGCAGGCUCUGAUUGUGAGCCGCAUUGCGUACUCGGCACCAUAUUUAAAUUUAAGGAACGCGGAAGUGGAGGUACUCGACCGGCUGAUACGCAAGGCGUAUAAGCAAGCGCUCGGACUCCCACCCGGAACGGCUACUUUUCGCCUCGAGGAGACAGGAGUGUACAACAACGCACGGGAAAUCAUAGAGGCCCACCUGGUGAGCCAGAAGGAAAGACUACUACGCACAAUAGCGCGACGCUGCGUCUUGGAACGUCUUGGAUAUUCUGUACGGAAGACCAGCGCACUGACCAAAAUCCCAACACGAAUACAAGAAACUAUGUACGUCUCACCGAUUCCCAGGAACAUGCACCCAAACUUCCACAUCGGACGGAGACAAGCCCGAGCGCAGGCGCUCGCGAGAAAGUACGGAAACCACCCCAAUGUCUUGUACAUAGACGCGGCCAGCACCGCAAGAAGCACCGCAUUCGUCACCAGCGUAGUCGACAAUCACGGGACUGAAAUAAAUGCAUCGUCGGUUUCCAGAGUGAGCGCUGCGGAGGCAGAGGAACUAGCGAUUGCGUUAGCCAUCACGACGUGACCGCAGUGGGAUUGCGUCAUAGUUCUGACGGACUCUCAGACGGCAUGCAGAAAUUACUCCAGGGCCAAAAUUUCCAAGGCUGCACAUCGCAUUCUGAAUGGAGCGCACCAGCUGCCACCAUACAUACAAAUCGUGUGGACUCCGGGGCAUGAGUCCUUACGCGGCAAUCAGCAGGCACACGCAUACGCCCGAGCGCAUGCACACCGGGAGCCGCGAGAUGACCGCGCCGAGCAGUUCCAACCAGAGCCCAUACCAUUAACCUACACUCACAUCCUACAACACUAUCGCCUUUCACGAAGAACACUACCCCCACCUCAUAAUUCUCUGACGCGAGAGGAGGCCGUAAUAUGGCGAAAACUCCAAACAAACACAUAUCCACAUUUGAGUCUUUACCACGCCAUACACCCUGCGCUGUAUUCCUAUACAUGUCCACACUGUGAUCAAUGUGCAACACUUUACCACAUGGUAUGGGCUUGCGCAAACACACCACAGCUAACACCCAUAACACACCCCACCACACGGCAAUGGGAGGCAGCGCUGUCCAGCUCCGACUCGACGGACCAGCUCAACCUGGUCCACCGAGCGAGAAGGGCAGCUAAGGCCGCUGGACUC